Messenger RNA from Debaryomyces fabryi, 4341 nucleotides. RefSeq lists its product as uncharacterized. The transcript has 2 exons. Gene Ontology annotation, molecular function: lipid binding. The record is from RefSeq and is a predicted model, not a curated record. The coding region runs from base 1 to 4341 and encodes 1446 amino acids. NCBI's taxonomy places the organism in Eukaryota, Fungi, Ascomycota, Pichiomycetes, Serinales, Debaryomycetaceae.
AUGGGGAUACAAAAAUCACCGCAAGAUGUCGAUCCUCGUCGUCCUAACAAGGAAGAUAUCGACGAACGCAAUAGAAGAGUGAAUGAGAAUUUGAAUGUAAGAAGUGCCCCGUUGGAGGGGUCAGACAAUGCUGGGAUCAAGAAACCUCCUCCGCCAGAAAAAGUCAGUAUUCGUGAAGAAACGACGUUUUCGUGGGAGAACGUUGGUCCUUGGGAAAGCAGAUCGGUCGAUGACAAGGCGAAAGCCUUGCAAAUUAUGAAGUCGAUUGAGAAUUAUGUUGUAGAUCACUUUUAUGGAGAUUGGUACUGGAAUUGUUCUUUAAUGAUUGGUACAUGUUUCUUCUGCUGGUUGAUAGCCAGGCUUGGAGGAGGUAUUUUAUCAUUAGGGUUCAUUUUGUUGUUUACAAAUUCUGUCUACAGGGCUGAAUUUAGAAGAUUCAAUAGAGACAUAAGAGAUGACAUGACUAGAAUUACUGCUAGCAAUAGGUUAGAAAAUGAAUUGGAAACUAUGGAAUGGUUAAAUUCGUUUUUGGAUAAGUUUUGGGUUAUUUAUAUGCCAGCAUUAUCAGAACAAGUUAUGUACCAAGCUAACGAAGUUUUGAAAGAUCAAGCACCUGGAUUUGGUAUUGAAGCCUUAUCGUUAGAUGAGUUCACUCUUGGUUCCAAAGCACCAAGAGUAGAUAGUAUCAAAUCGUAUACUAGAAAGGGUCAUGAUCAUAUUGAAAUGGACUGGGCAUUUUCAUUUGCGCCAAAUGAUACGGAUGAUAUGACUAAGAAUGAAAUUAAAAGAAAAAUUAACCCAAAGGUUGCUUUAGGUGUCAGAGUGGGUAAAGCAUUCAUCAGUAAAUCUUUACCAAUUUUAGUAGAAGACAUGUCGUUCAAGGGACGUAUGAAUAUUAAAUUGAAAUUGAACCAUAACUUUCCUCAUGUUAAAAUGGUUUCUGUUCAGUUCUUAGAAGCACCUGCCAUUGAUUAUGUAUUGAAGCCUGUUGGUGGUGAUACCUUUGGACUUGAUAUUAUGUCUCUUAUUCCUGGGUUGGCUUCUUUUGUUAACGGUUUGAUCCAUGCCAAUUUGAGACCUAUGUUAUAUGCUCCUAAUUCUUUGGAUAUUGAUGUUGAAGAAUUGUUGGCUCAACUGUCUUUAGGAGCAAUUGGUUGUCUUUCAAUUACUGUUAAGCGUUGCACUAACUUGAAGCCUCUUGAAAAAGCGAAGGAUCUUCAUCCUUAUGUACAAAUGACAGUAGCAUGUAACGCUGAUAUCGACGAGAGGACAAGUGUUAAGAAACUGAUUUCAUCUCCAGUAUUUUUGGAAACUAAGUAUUUAUUAUUGAACCAGUUAGAAAAUAAUUUCUUGAACUUUAACGUUUUCAAUUUGAUCGAGGAUGAACAAGAUGAUAAGUUAAUUGGUAAUGUUCAAAUUCCAUUGGCUGAUUUAUUGCAAAAAGAUACCUUUAAUGAUGUUACGAAGAAUAUCAUGGAGGGUGGUAAAGUUGUUGGUAAAAUUGAAUAUGAUCUUAAGUACUUCCCAAUCUUAGAACCAAUGGUGUUGGAAGACGGUACCAAGAAAGAGAUUAGUGAAUCAGAAGUUGGAAUCAUCAAAUUAACCUUACAUGAGGCUAAGGACUUGGAUAUCACUCAAUCAGUUGUUGGUAUAUUAAACCCAUAUGCUGAAAUGUAUAUCAACCACGAAUUGGUCAAGAGUUGUCGUAGGCUUAGACAGAGUAAUGAACCAUCAUGGGAUCAGACUAUCGAGUCUUUGAUUACGCAACAAUCUGAAACCACUGUUACAGUCCUUAUUAAAGAUUCUGUGGAAGAUGCAGUUGUCGGUCAAUUGGAAGCUAACUUGCAGGACUUGAUAUUUGAGAGUUCAAGAGGUCAAGAAUGGAUCCAAUGUGCCCCUGUUAGACCUGGUGCACCUCCAAGUAAGGUUAGAAUUACUGCCACCUGGAAGGCAUUAGGUAUGACUGACGAAAAUGUAGAUACUCAUUUCAAUGCUUCUAUUGGUGGUCUCAGAAUUCACUUGCGUUCAGCCACUGGUCUUAAGAAUUUAGAAGCUGUUGGAAAAGUUGAUCCUUAUGUUAGAAUUAUGAUGAACGGUAACAUCAGAGGUAAAACUCUUACGAUUGACGAUACGUUAGACCCAGCAUUUAACCAUGUUUGUUUUGUUCCUAUCGCCAAUGAUCAUCAACAUAUCUUACUAGAAGUUAUGGAUGAAGAAGCAGACCAGAAAGAUAGAAGUCUAGGCACUUGUGCAGUUCAUGUAAACGAAUUUUUGAAGAAAAAUGAUGAAGGGUAUUACUUGGGAUAUGAUGGUUCGAAUGAAAUUAUUGAGCAACCCAUCUUACUCAAUGGUCAACAUCAUGGUACCUUUUCGUACUCAGUAUCCUUUGUUCCAACUAUUCCUGUUUACACACUUUCUCAAAUAAAUAAUAAGGAUAAAUACUUAGAACAUUUGAAGAAGAAGGAAGCUGAUGAAGCCGAACAAAGAAGAAAAGACGAAAAGAAAUUCAAAGAACAUCCAGAUGAGUAUCAAUGGGUGGACGUUGACGAUGACGAAUUGCCAGAAGUUGAAAGAAUCCACAUGCCAUUGGAAAGAGCAAUUAAAUAUAGAACAGGUAAUAUCAACGUUUAUAUCGAAGGGGGCAAAUUCAAUAAACCAGAUUAUUAUGUUCAUGUUCUAUUUGAUGAUCAUGCUUAUCCAUCAGCUGUUACAACAAAGACUGAAGGUAGAAAGUUGGACGUUAAAACUAAAUGUGAAGCAUUUAUUAGAGAUUUGCCAAAUUCUAAGCUUAUCUUUAGGCUUGCUAAAAAGUUUGAAGUCGACAAGGAAAAGGAUAUUGUUCAUGAAAAAACCUUUGACACCCUUGAGAUUUUAAAGAAGGCGUAUGACAAUCCAAUUGAGUUGAAGAUUAACGAAAAGAAUACUAUUAGAGUUCAAUUAGAAUAUAUUCCAUCAGCUGUUAAGUUAGCACCAUUUGAUACUAUCUUAGAUGUUGGUAAAUUCAAAUUGGAUAUUUUAAGUGCCGAAGGCUUGAAAUCAGUUGAUUCAAACGGUAAAUCAGAUCCAUUCUUAUCUGUUAAACUUGAUGGUGUUGAAAUCUACAAGACUGAUAAGAAGAGAAAGACUUUAGAUCCAGUUUGGAAUGAAACGGUUGAUAUUCCAUUAAUGUCGAGAUCUAGACAAAUUGUUCUAUUGGAAGCUUAUGAUUGGGAUUUAACACAUAAGCCUGAUUUAUUAGGUAGAGUUAACUUAGAUAUGUCUACGAUAGAACCUUUGAAAUCUACCCAAUUUACUGUCAAUUUUGAUACUCAAGGUAUUUUGAACUUGAGGGGAACAUUUAGACCAGAGUAUCUCAGACCAACACUUGAUUCCGAAAGUGGAUUACCACUUGAUUUGAGCUCCGUUGCGAACGUACCUUUGAAAGCAGUUGGCGGUGGUGUUGGUUUAGCUGCUGAUGGUGUUGGUGCCGCAGCUAGUGGUGUUGGAGGGGUUGGUAAGGGUCUUGGUAAGGGUGUAGGUAAAGGUGGAGCCUUUAUCAAGGGAUUUGGUAGACUGAAAAAGAAGCACUCAUUGGAUGAAGAAGGUGGAGCGCAAACUGGUAAUGAAUUUGAUGAAACUGCUUCCCAUAUAAGUGGAAGAACAGGCCACACAGGUAUAACUGGUAGAAGUGGAGAGGGCCAAAGUCAAUCACAAGAGAGCGAAGAAGGUGCCGAACGUGAAGGAGAAGAACAAGGCGAAAGGGAAGAAGAAGAAGAAGAAGAAGAAGGAGCAGCUCGCCCAGGAGAGACAGGUGAUCCAAAGAAAGAUGAAAAGGCCGAUAAGAUGGCAGAAAACAUCAAGGUUGACGAACCUAAAGGCGAAGUCCAUGCUGCUCCUAAUAUCCAUGCCCAAUCACUCCCACCAUUACAAAAACCUAACUUUGGUUCUUCCGCAAUCUUCACCAAUGAGUCGGAUGCAAGCAGUGUUGUUAACAGCAUGAAUGCACCAGACACCUUACCUGGUAGAAUUGCUAUUGUGGGUGCAACCGGCUUCUCAAGUCCCGUUCUUGAAGUUAAGACUAUCUUAAAGACUGCUACCAAAGACAGAACUUUAUUCAGAACCCGUGGUGCCAAGUUGCACGAGGACGAAUACAGAUGGAACGAAUCUAUUCCUUUCAGAUCGGCUUCCUCCAAUGAGUUGAUUUUCCUUGUGAGGGAACCACACAAAUUCGGAAAGAAGGUUGAGUUGGCUUCAGCAAGACUUCCAUUGGCAGAAGCCUUGAACAGGACCGACGAUUUCGUUUUCCAAACUGGCCAAGGUACCUUGGUAGUAAAUAUCACCUAUCUUGACACUGGUAUUUAG